Lathyrus oleraceus (garden pea) is the source of this 567-nucleotide messenger RNA. RefSeq names its product eukaryotic translation initiation factor 4 gamma-like. The transcript has 2 exons. Bases 1 to 567 code for a protein of 188 amino acids. The record is from RefSeq and is a predicted model, not a curated record. Lineage: Eukaryota; Viridiplantae; Streptophyta; Magnoliopsida; Fabales; Fabaceae.
AUGACCUCUGAAGCCUUUAAGCUGAAGGGCCUCUCUGAGCAAGUCCGUAACGACUUCAUUAAAAACGCUGUGAUCAGACUUCAGGAGCGCCUAGCCAGAGAAGUUGAGGAGCGAGCACGCAAAGAAGCAGAAGAGAAAGUCAAGCAAGAAGAACUGCAAAGGAUCAAGGAAGAUGAAGCCAAAGCUCUAGCUGCUGCCGCUGCUGCCGCUGCUGCCGCUAAAGCACAAGCCAAAGCUGCCGUUGAAGCAGAAGCACGCCUAACUGAAGAGUCUACCACCAGGGUAGAACAAGAUGCUCUGACUCAGGGGGAGUCCUCCACUUUUGUCCCUCUGGUUCUAAAGACUCUUGAAGAACUUCAGAAAGAACAGCAGGAAGUCCGAGCCAGAUUAGAUCAACAGGACUCAGUCGACCUGCUGGAAACUUCUACUAAAGUUGCCAAUGUUAUAUUAGAGAUAGGUACUAUGAUCGACCAAGCUGUCGCAGAUCAUAAGUUGCUACCUCAACUUACAAGAGAGAUUGAGAAGAAGUUUGGUUCUGAGGCUGCUGCCUGGGAUGCUGUCACCUAG